Messenger RNA from Blepharisma stoltei, 2071 nucleotides. The record is from the annotation of a GenBank genome assembly. NCBI's taxonomy places the organism in Eukaryota, Ciliophora, Heterotrichea, Heterotrichida, Blepharismidae.
AUGGGUGGGAAGGCAAGUAUAUUCCGCCUUUGCAGAGAAACUCCCAAAACAAAAAAAUCGAAAAAGAAACAAUCUUCAAGCGCUCCUCAUUUAACUACAACUAAUAUUGGCCCAACAGAAGAUAACAUUGAAAAUCCUAAAGGAUAUCUAUAUUUCAGUAAAGAAGAACAGAAAUAUUACGAUUCUUUACUGUCAAAAGAAGAGCAACAAACAGAAGAAAUAAUAGCUCCAACUAACUGGCAAACAAGUGAAAUCCUCGGGCAAGGAAGUUUCGGACGGGUUUUAUUUGCUGCAAACAUGGACACUGGCAAGCUAAUGGCAGUCAAGCAAAUCCCUAUAGUUGGCUUUGAAUAUGAAACUAUCCAUCAAAGAGUAAAAGAGAUCCAAGAAGAAGUAGAAAUUCUAAGCCAGCUUAAACACAAAAAUAUAGUCCAAUAUUUGGGAACACAAAGAAACGACCAAUUUUUAAAUAUUUUUUUAGAAUAUAUCCCAGGUGGCUCUAUUUCUUCUUUACUUGCGAAGUAUGGAAAAUUCAAUGAAACUCUGAUAAGGGUUUAUACCAAGCAAAUCUUGGAAGGACUGGAAUAUUUGCAUUAUCAUAAAAUUAUACAUAGGGAUAUUAAAGGCGCAAAUGUGCUGGUAGGCAGCGAUGGGGUGUGCAAACUAGCUGAUUUUGGGGCUUCGAAGAGGAUUAUAGGGUUUUGUGACCAAACACAGUUCAAAUCACUGAGAGGGACAGUAAAUUGAAUGGCCCCAGAAGUAAUGAAAGAAGAAGGUCAUGGAAGAUUUGCAGAUAUUUGGAGCUUAGGCUGCUUAGUGGUAGAGAUGGCGACUGGAAAACCUCCCUGAUACUAUAAAACAAACCCAAUUGCAGUUUUCAUGCAUGUUUGCAGCACAACUGAUCUACCUGAACUGCCUCCUGAGCUCUCUGAUGAAGCCAAAGAUUUUAUAAAAGAAUGCUUUAAAAGAGAUCCAAGCCAUCGAUCUAAUGUACAUAAGCUGCUGAGGCAUCCUUUUAUAUCAGGCACACUGCAAUGCCCAAUUUUCAUAGACUGCAACAAAAACUAUGAUUUUUCAACUGUGAACAGUACAAAAUUUUCAUCAGAAGAAAAUAAAGGAGCUUUUUUAUCAGGAAGUUUAGCUGAAACUGUCCUUAGUGAAGAAAUUAAAUCAAAACAACAAGACUGCGAUGAAGCAAAUUUCGAGUUUUGUGACCCUCAUCAUAAUGAGGAUGAUUAAAUAUGGUGUCGCAGCUCUUCGCGGUCUCCCUUGAGCACAUAAUUAUAUUGGCAAGUUUUUUUCAACCUAGAAAUGGACGGCAAUCCUAGGUAAGCAAUUAUAGUAAAGUGCAUAGCAUAAUCCUAUCCGCUUUGAGGAUUGUAUUUAUCUCGAAGGAAAAGGCGAUUUCAGAGAUGGAAAGGGAAAGCCCAUCAGCGUCUGCAGACAAUGCCUAGACUAUUCGGGCAUCUUCCUAGUGUGAAAGUGGGAGUUCCGCCGCAGGCUUUGAAUUUUUCCUUUUUGCCGAUAGUCCACCAGAAAUUCCAUUUUUUGGGAUUUUUGCGGGGAUCUUUCGCCAGCCCAAGCAGCAAGCUGCAGAAGUCCAUAGCCUUCCCACUCAACACUGAAGCCUACAAGACAAGGAGGAGACAGAGAUAUAGAACCCUACUUUACAGGUGUCAUGGCGUCAGGUGGUGAAAAGAGGAAAGGUGGUUCAAGGGCCAUAACUCGCCCGGUAGUUAUCUAACUCGAAGAAGUUCUCCCUGUCAACUCCGCAAAGAGGGUGAAUCCCCUAUGGGAUCCCUGGUGGCUUCAUUACCAAUAGACAGAAGCCACAACCUUUAAUUUAAGUUUAUACCCUCAUCAUAAUGUAAAAGCGCCUUUUGAUAACAUUAUUACUAUAAAUAAAUUUAUACCAUUAGCAAAAGAAGAAAAUGAAGAAGUAAUCUUGAGAAGACAGAGCGACUCUGAAAGCUCUGAAGAAAGCAAAAUAUUUAAUAGUGCUUUAGAAGUAUGCAGAGCUGAGUUAUCACCUCCAAUUCUGGUGAAAAUUCAUACAGUUAGAGUAGAAUAA